ACGAAGGGGUGGGGCCGCGAGAGCGGCGGAAGUGGGAAGCCAACGUCUGAAUUGCGCGUGGUAGCCAUGGCGGCCAGCGGGGCUGUGGAACCGGGGCCCGCGGGGGCUGCCGUCGCCCCCUCACCCGCCCCGGCCCCGCCGCCUGCCCCAGAUCACCUGUUCCGGCCCAUCAGCGCCGAGGACGAGGAGCAGCAGCCCACCGAGAUCGAGUCGCUAUGCAUGAACUGUUACUGCAAUGGCAUGACGCGCCUCCUGCUCACCAAGAUUCCCUUCUUCAGAGAAAUAAUAGUGAGCUCCUUUUCCUGCGAGCACUGUGGCUGGAACAACACGGAGAUCCAGUCGGCAGGCAGGAUCCAGGACCAGGGAGUGCGCUACACUUUGUCCGUCAGGGCUCUGGAGGACAUGAACAGAGAAGUGGUGAAGACUGACUCUGCUGCCACAAGGAUUCCUGAGCUAGAUUUUGAAAUUCCUGCCUUUAGCCAGAAAGGAGCUCUGACCACUGUUGAAGGAUUGAUCACCCGUGCUAUCUCUGGCCUGGAGCAGGACCAGCCUGCACGAAGGGCAAACAAAGAUGCUACAGCUGAAAGAAUUGAUGAGUUCAUUGUCAAACUGAAGGAGCUAAAGCAAGUAGCCUCCCCUUUCACUCUGAUCAUUGAUGAUCCCUCAGGGAACAGUUUUGUGGAAAACCCACAUGCUCCUCAGAAAGAUGAUGCCCUGGUGAUCACACACUACAACCGGACCCGACAGCAGGAAGAGAUGCUGGGGCUCCAAGAAGAAGCACCAGCAGAGAAGCCGGAAGAGGAAGAUCUCAGAAAUGAAGUGCUCCAGUUCAACACAAACUGCCCAGAAUGCAGUGCCCCCGCUCAGACCAACAUGAAGCUAGUACAAAUCCCUCACUUUAAGGAGGUUAUCAUCAUGGCUACCAACUGCGAGAACUGUGGGCAUCGGACCAAUGAGGUGAAAUCUGGAGGAGCAGUAGAACCCUUGGGCACCAGGAUCACCCUCCAUAUCACAGAUGCCUCAGAUAUGACCAGAGACCUCCUCAAGUCUGAGACUUGCAGUGUGGAAAUCCCAGAGCUAGAAUUUGAACUGGGAAUGGCCGUCCUCGGGGGCAAGUUCACCACACUGGAAGGGCUGCUGAAAGACAUCCGGGAACUGGUGACCAAAAAUCCUUUCACAUUGGGCGACAGUUCCAAUCCUGGCCAGACGGAGAAACUACAGGAGUUUAGCCAGAAGAUGGAACAGAUCAUCGAAGGUAACAUGAAGGCCCACUUUAUUAUGGAUGAUCCAGCAGGAAACAGUUACUUGCAGAAUGUGUAUGCACCUGAAGAUGAUCCUGAGAUGAAGGUGGAGCGUUACAAGCGCACCUUUGACCAAAAUGAGGAGCUAGGGCUCAAUGACAUGAAGACAGAGGGCUAUGAGGCAGGCCUGGCUCCACAGCGGUAGCAGUGGGUGGCUCAAGGGCCAGCCUCCAGCGCUGCUCUUUCUGUAGGUUAUUUAUUAGUAUUGGAAGAAGGCUGGGAGUGUCUUUCCCACCAGCCCUUGCCCAUGGUGGGGAGGACAUUUGGUCUGAGUCAGAGAUCUAUGCACACUUUCUAAACAGCUUGUGAUGCAAGUGUGAGCCUACUGUGUUACUGACCUUAUUUUGGAAGUUUUGAAUUGGCCUAGGAGGAAACCCAGAAAUGAACCAGGGGUAUGUCAUUACCACUUUUUUCAUAUCAAGUCCUUACCCUCCUUCCACAUAACGCUCUGUCCUCUAAGGUUGGAACUCUGAAGUUGGAGAAGGUGGAAUAAAGUUACACCUGGA
Symphalangus syndactylus (siamang) is the source of this 1807-nucleotide messenger RNA. It is a transcript of the gene ZPR1, whose product is annotated as ZPR1 zinc finger. Gene Ontology annotation, molecular function: translation initiation factor binding; zinc ion binding. NCBI's taxonomy places the organism in Eukaryota, Metazoa, Chordata, Mammalia, Primates, Hylobatidae. The record is from RefSeq and is a predicted model, not a curated record. Gene Ontology annotation, biological process: axon development; positive regulation of protein import into nucleus; Cajal body organization. Gene Ontology annotation, cellular component: axon; Cajal body; nucleus.